This is a messenger RNA of Peronospora farinosa, 2202 nucleotides long. Lineage: Eukaryota; Oomycota; Peronosporomycetes; Peronosporales; Peronosporaceae. The record is from the annotation of a GenBank genome assembly.
AUGGACGUCGUCGAGACAGAAACCGAUGGGCCUGAUCCCAUGGAACUCCUUUACGUUAAGCGUGAGGGUCACAAGCGCAAGAGCUUUACACGCUAUCGACUCCAAGAGACACUAAUGCUCAUGGGCUGCCGACCAAAAGAUGCGGUUACCGUGACACAGGAAGUUUUUACGGUAUUUCAACAGUAUCGAUCACCAAAAGAAGACAAGGACCGCAAUGGGGUAUUUACUACCAAUCAGAAUGAAGAACAAGAAGAAAAAAUGCCCGUGACACUUGAUUGGCAUGUCUUACAUUCUAGUAUCUAUUCGUCAUUGGCACGAUUGGAUUAUGUAAAGCCACAUCAUUUACUGGACUUUGAAGUCGCCGAGGAAAUUACACAGAGAAAUCAAAGCUUUGCAGUCUUAUUAGGAGGAACAUCAGGCACUGGAAAAUCAACAUUGGCGUCAUUAUUAGCUGCAAGAUUGAGAUUGACGACGGUUUUACCUACUGAUUCAGUACGUCAUGUAUUGCGUUCCUUUACGUCAAAAGAGGAGAAACCAUGUGCUUUUGUGUCGACCUAUCAAGCUGGAGAGGCUUUGUCACCCGAGAUGAUCGCAGCAAUUCAAGGAGAUCGAGACGAGAUCUCGACUGCGAGAUUGCACAAGAAAAUGGUGCUAAAGGGCUACAAAAUGCAGUCUGAUUUAGUGCUGGAAAAACUUGAUCAAGUACUGACGAUGUUUGAAGAGCGCAAACAAUCGUUGGUUGUGGAAGGCGUGCAUUUGAAUACGGACGAUUUGUUGACGCUUGUGAAAAAGCACCCGACUUGUGUACCGUUCGUGAUUUACAUUAGCAAUGAAAACAAACACCGUGAGCGUUUUGCUGUACGCGCGCGUCAUAUGACGAUUGAUCCACAGGAGAACAAGUACAUUAAACAUUUUGAUAACAUUCGCAUCAUUCAGCGCCAUCUUUGCAAACACGCAGAUCGGUGUCUUAUUCCCAAGAUUGAUAACACGAACGUUGACCGCAGUAUUGCUACGAUUCAGAGCACGUUGGUACGAGUACUGCGGAAACUAGAUCGCGGCGAAAAACUCGAGGACGACAAGAUUGGCAAAUUCGUUAUGCUUUCGCGUGAACACGAAAAUUCCAUCAAAAAAGCUUGGUCAAGUAAGGGUGUGCGCAAGGCCAUGCGCCCGCUUCUCAAACAAAAGGUUUCGAAACGGUUGCUACUUCGUCGGCUGCUUGCUGAACAGACCAUGGAUAUGUUUGGAGCUCCUGGCCCCAACCAAGGCGAAGACUCGUCAAGCAGUGAAGAGGAGGAAGAGGAAGACGCUGGUCGUGAGGCUGAUGAUGAAAGAAACGGUGAUGAAGACGAUGAAGACGAGCAGACGACUGUUGUGGGCAGUCUACUUAGCGUUACGAACACGCAAGAUCAUUCGGCUACCGCAGAGCACGCGUCGGCAAUGCCCUCUCGAGGGCAACCGACUCCAACGCGUUUGGCCGCCCAGAAACGAAUGUUUUUGGAUGAGAUUGAGGAGCACGCGGGUGGCACGAGCGAUCAUGCCAGGUCGCUGCACUCGCUUUCACAGGCUGUUCGUCAAGCUGCUGUCUGGCGCGCAAGUCAACCACUGACGAAAUACACUGAUUGGGAAUCUCAUGUCCCACUGCCCAGCCCAGAAGCCACUUUUUCGGAUGUCAUGGAAAACAUGCCAGGUUUUGCAGCAGCAUUGGAAAAAGGGAAGCGACCGUCAUUAUGUUUUGAAGAUCGACGAAGGUCAUGGAUGGCUGGAGAUCGACGCACCGAUGCGUCAAAGAGCCUUGCGGCUCAAAUGAGCACAAGCCGAACUCCACCUCCAAAUGCCGCUCGUCGGUUCAAGGCGUUCAUAGAAAGCCAGCGCAUUGAAGGAGAGGUCCAAUUGCAAUUGCAGCGCACGCAGCAACAGCUCCAGCAGCAGGUGCUACCGGUGAGUCAUCAACUACCGCCUAUAGGAAGGCGGAAAAAGGCGAUUGCUCGACGAGUGCAAUCUCUUCCCCAGGAGCAACUGCAGGAUAGCUCCAGCAGCUUGGAUUUUGACUUUGACAGUGUGUCCGUGACGGAUGUCAAUGAAUAUAUCGACCAUGUAUCGCAGACGUCGUCCCCGCGUGAUGAAUGUGUCUCGCCACUGGAGCACAGCUAUGACGAUACCGAUAGCCACUUUGAGGUCAGCUCACAAAGCUCUGUGGAGUGA